This is a messenger RNA of Apis laboriosa (Himalayan honeybee), 2147 nucleotides long. It is a transcript of the gene Es2, whose product is annotated as splicing factor ESS-2 homolog. Bases 623 to 2059 code for a protein of 478 amino acids. Lineage: Eukaryota; Metazoa; Arthropoda; Insecta; Hymenoptera; Apidae. Gene Ontology annotation, cellular component: catalytic step 2 spliceosome. The transcript has 3 exons. The record is from RefSeq and is a predicted model, not a curated record.
UACAUUUUCAUCAUUUUCAAAAUUCAUUACGUGUCUUAAACUUUAAUAUAAAGAAUAUAAAUAUUACAUUUUUGGCUUUACAAUAUAUUUUUAAAAUAAUAACUUUAUAAAAAACAUAUACUCUGAUAUAUGAUAUGAGUGUUUUGAAGUACCAUCGCUUGGCAACAGUGAUGGCAUUUAAAUUCUAUAAUAGUUCUGUAAUAUUUUCGCUAUUUUUUAUUCAUAAUUUUAAAUUGGAAUUUAAUUUCAAUUUUAAUCGUUACUAAUUAUGAUUUAAAUCCGAAUCGAAUCGUAAUUUUAAAAAUGACAAAAUAUCUUAACGCAUGAUACAAAAUGCUUUAAAUGUUGGGUAUUUUUCUAUCCAACUUCAUCUGUGCUAAUUGUUUUACAAGUAGUGUUUUUGUUUGAAGUUCUAUGUAUAUGUGUUACGUGUUCAUUUAUAAGUGUAUGAACAAUUGUAAAAAGAUUGAAACUAUUAGCAAUAAUUUAUUUAAGUCUAAAAAUGAAUAUAAACUAUGAAUAUAAUUAAAUUCAAAUCUAAAAGUAAAAACGUUUGAGACGUUCCAAUACAUAACCUUAAUUUUUUUUUUACAAAUCAUAUAUUACUAUUUUAAAUUUAAGAAUGGAUACUCCAGGAUCUCAAGCUUUGGAAGUAGCUAAAAAUAUGAAAGACUUAGCUGUAUUUAAAAAACCAUUAGGUGUUGCAAAAAAACAUAAAAAAGUACAACCAAAAAUCCUAGAUGAAGAUACAUAUAUAAAAAGGAUGGGAGAAAUUAUUCAAAGAGAUUUUUUUCCACAUUUAGAUAAACUUCAAGCACAAAAUCAAUAUUUAGAUGCAUUAGAACAAAAUGAUGUGAAAAGAAUGAGAGAACUUUAUGAAAAAUAUAGUUCAGGACGUCCAACAACUGAAAGACCUGCUAGUCCAGCUACAUUUGAAACACCUAUGAAUAAAAUUGAAUCAGAAGAUGAACAAUUUAAGUCUUCAAAAGAAUCAAAAGAUACACCUGUUGAUAAAAUUAUAAAAGAUAAAGACAAAACAGAGCUUACAUCUGGAUUGGAUGCAUAUUUGAGUACUCAUACAAGUGAAGAUAAUGCAAGUUUUGAGGAGAUGAUGAUCGAAGCAGAAAAAAGACUAAAGCUUAAAUUUGCUUGGCUUUAUAAAGCUGAAGAGAAUUCUAAAGUAUCGAAAAAUGAUAAAAAUUCAAAUACCUUAGCUCUUGAAAAUGAUAACAAAAAUCAAUUAGAUAGUUGGAAUUAUAAAAAUAAAAAUUACAUUAUGUAUGUUCCUGAUGGAGUAGAAUUAACUCCUGAUGAAAGAAUAGAUUUAGCUAAGAAAAAACAAAUAGUAGUACAUGAAAAUACGAGACUUCGAAUUAAUCCUUUUAAUGAACAGCAAAAUAAAGAAACUAUUAAUGAAUUAGCAAAAAAUCAAUCAAAGGCUAAUGAUGGGAAGAUAGGAGUUGAUGGCAAAGAAAUUGUAAGAAAUCCAACACCUAGAAUAAAUGGAUUUAGCUUUGUAGCAACUCCAAGUCCAAGACCUGGAGAAUGUGAGAGUCCUUUAAUGACAUGGGGUCAAAUAGAAGGUACACCAUUCAGAUUAGAUGGAGGGGAUACACCAUUAUUGAGAACAAGUCAAGGACCAUCAUUUAGAAUGGCAGAACCUCCAAAAAGAGAGCAACUUGCAUUACAACUAGCAGAAAAAGCUGGUGAAAGACAUAGAGAUAGAAAAAAUAAAGCUUUAGAAGCAGCAAGAAAAUCAUUAGCAACUCCAUCACCUAGAUCAACUAUGGAUCGUUUGAGUACUAUGUCUCCAGCUGCUAGAAGAUUAGCUACUCAAAAACUUCGUAUAGCAAGUACACCAACUCCACGAAGGAUAUCAUCUUUAAAGACACCAUCAAUAGGUAUCAGAACACCCAGCACUCCACGAAUAAAUACAGUUUUAAAAUCUGAAAAUCAUCUUGAAAACAGCAAUACACGAUGUCAAGAUUCUGUUCUUACCGAUAAUUUGCUUAAUUUGCCUCUUCAAAGGCAAAGAGCAGCAGACUUUUUUAAUAAGUAAGAUGUAAAAACAUAUAAUGUAUUGUAUAUAACUGUAAAUAUAUUAUUAUAUAAUAGAAUAACAAAUGUAAAUAAAUACAUCUUUAGUA